Molecule: messenger RNA, 1823 nt
Organism: Camelina sativa (false flax)
Lineage: Eukaryota; Viridiplantae; Streptophyta; Magnoliopsida; Brassicales; Brassicaceae
Source: RefSeq, a predicted model, not a curated record
UCAAAGUUGCGACUUUUUUUUUCCUUCCCCUAAACAUAUGUCUACGUAGAUGGCAUCUUAAUGAUGCUAACUUUUCUAAUUAAGAAUUAACAUGAAGAAUUCUAAACAUAAUUAUUUAAAUUAAAAAUCCAGCAGGUAAACAGAGUUAUAAAUGGCACACGUGUGGGUCUCAUACAUUACCCCAGAUAAGGUCUCGUCUCGUUCGUUUCCUUAUUACAUACAUACUCUCUCAAAACCAAUCUCUUCUUCUUCUUCUACCUCAACUCAAGACUUUGUAAGCACUUCUCUCUCUCUCUCAAGUUCUGUUUCUGAAUCUUCUAAAAAUGCCUAGGAAUCUAGAACCGUUGGAUCUUGGUAUCCAAAUACCAUACCAUUUCAGAUGUCCAAUCUCACUCGAACUCAUGCAAGACCCCGUCACCGUCUGCACAGGCCAAACCUACGACCGAGCCAGCAUCGAGUCAUGGGUCUCUAUCGGUAACAACACAACAUGUCCAGUCACACGAGCUCCUCUCUCCGACUUCACUCUCAUCCCUAACCACACUCUCCGUCGUCUCAUCCAAGAAUGGUGCGUCGCUAACCGCUCAAACGGCGUCGAACGUAUCCCUACUCCUAAACAACCAGCUGAUCCUACCUCUGUCCGUGCUCUCCUAAGCCAAGCCUCCGCUACGUCUGGAACUCACGUCUCCGUUCGCUCACGCGCCGCCGCUCUCCGCCGUUUACGUGGAUUCGCACGCGAUUCUGAUAAAAACCGCGUUUUGAUCGCAGCUCAUAACGCUACAGCGGUUUUGAUUAUGAUCCUGUUCUCCGAAACGACGUCGUCUGAGCUGGUCUCUGAGUCGUUAGCUCUUCUUGUUAUGUUACCGAUAACGGAACCGAACCAGUUAGUCUCGAUAUCUUCGGAUCCGGGCCGGGUCGAGUUUUUGACCCGGUUGUUGUUCGACUCCUCGAUCGAAACGCGCGUUAACGCCGCCGCGUUGAUCGAGAUCGUGACGACGGGAACCAAAUCGGAGGAUCCGAAAGGAACGUUUUCGAAUUACGAAUCUGUCUUCGAAGGAGUGCUCGAUCUUCUCAGGAACCCGAUCUCGUCGCGGCGAGCUCUCAAGAUCGGGAUCAAAGCUCUGUUCUCCCUCUGUUCGGCGAAACAAACUCGCCACCUAGCGAUCAACGCCGGUGCGCCGGAGAUUCUGAUAGACAGACUGGCGGCGGAUUUCGACAGGUGCGACACGGAGAGAGCCUUGGCGACGGUGGAGCUUCUAUGCCGAACGCCGGAAGGAUGCGCGGCGUUCGGAGAGCACGCUCUGACGGUGCCGUUGCUUGUGAAAACGAUACUGAGAGUGUCGGAUAGGGCGACGGAGUACGCGGCGGGGGCGUUGUUAGCGAUAUGUACGGAGGAGGAGAGGUGGAGGGAGGAAGCAGCGGGGGCGGGGGUGGUGGUGCAGCUGUUGUUGAUGGUGCAGAGUGAGUGUACGGAGAGAGCGAAGAAGAAAGCGCAGAAGUUGCUGAAGCUUCUGAGAGAUUCAUGGCCUGACUACAACAACCAUAACUCCUCCUUCGCUAACUCCGAUGACUUUGCUUGCAGCCAAGUUGUCCCUUUUUGAUUUUUUUGAUUUUUAUUUUUUUGCUUAAAUUGUUUCAUAGUAAUUAAUUUUUUUUUUCAUAUGUUUUUUAAAAAAAAUUAGUAGGAAAAUGGUCAUUUUUUAUGUGAAGAAGAAAUAUAAAUAUACAGCUUUUUGUGACCAUGAUUUUUUUUUUUCUGGUGUGUGUAUAUAUUGGUUUUCUAAAAAAAAAUAUUAUUGGAGAUGUAACUUAAGUAUCUCUUAUUA